Messenger RNA from Procambarus clarkii (red swamp crayfish), 2735 nucleotides. NCBI's taxonomy places the organism in Eukaryota, Metazoa, Arthropoda, Malacostraca, Decapoda, Cambaridae. The record is from RefSeq and is a predicted model, not a curated record.
CAGCUCCUCCGCCACGCCUGGCAGCAGCUCCCCCGCCACGCCAGGCAGCAGCUCCCCGCCACGCCUGGCAGCAGCUCCCCACCACGCCUGGCAGCAGCUCCCCGCCACGCCUGGCAGCAGCUCCCCGCCACGCCAGGCAGCAGCUCCCCGCCACGCCUGGCAGCAGCUCCCCGCCACGCCUGGCAGCAGCUCCCCGCCACGCCAGGCAGCAGCUCCCCGCCACGCCAGGCAGCAGCUCCCCGCCACGCCUGGCAGCAGCUCCCCGCCACGCCAGGCAGCAGCUCCCCGCCACGCCUGGCAGCAGCUCCCCGCCACGCCAGGCAGCAGCUCCCCGCCACGCCUGGCAGCAGCUCCCCCGCCACGCCUGGCAGCAGCUCCCCGCCACGCCAGGCAGCAGCUCCCCGCCACGCCUGGCAGCAGCUCCCCGCCACGCCAGGCAGCAGCUCCCCGCCACGCCUGGCAGCAGCUCCCCGCCACGCCUGGCAGCAGCUCCCCGCCACGCCUGGCAGCAGCUCCCCGCCACGCCGGGCAGCAGCUCCCCGCCACGCCUGGCAGCAGCUCCCCCGCCACGCCUGGCAGCAGCUCCCCCGCCACGCCAGGCAGCAGCUCCCCGCCACGCCAGGCAGCAGCUCCCCGCCACGCCUGGCAGCAGCUCCCCCGCCACGCCAGGCAGCAGCUCCCCGCCACGCCUGGCAGCAGCUCCCCCGCCACGCCAGGCAGCAGCUCCCCGCCACGCCUGGCAGCAGCUCCCCCGCCACGCCUGGCAGCAGCUCCCCCGCCACGCCAGGCAGCAGCUCCCCGCCACGCCGGGCAGCAGCUCCCCCGCCACGCCUGACAGCAGCUCCCCCGCCACGCCUGACAGCAGCUCCCCACCACGCCUGGCAGCAGCUCCCCCGCCACGCCUGGCAGCAGCUCCCCCGCCACGCCAGGCAGCAGCUCCCCCGCCACGCCUGACAGCAGCUCCUCGUUACGCCUGGCAGCAGCUCCCCACCACGCCUGGCAGCAGCUCCCCCGCCACGCCAGGCAGCAGCUCCCCCGCCACGCCGGGCAGCAGCUCCCCGCCACGCCUGGCAGCAGCUCCCCCGCCACGCCUGGCAGCAGCUCCCCGCCACGCCUGGCAGCAGCUCCCCGCCACGCCGGGCAGCAGCUCCCCGCCACGCCUGGCAGCAGCUCCCCCGCCACGCCUGGCAGCAGCUCCCCGCCACGCCGGGCAGCAGCUCCCCGCCACGCCUGGCAGCAGCUCCCCCGCCACGCCUGGCAGCAGCUCCCCGCCACGCCUGGCAGCAGCUCCCCCGCCACGCCGGGCAGCAGCUCCCCGCCACGCCUGGCAGCAGCUCCCCCGCCACGCCGGGCAGCAGCUCCCCGCCACGCCUGGCAGCAGCUCCCCCGCCACGCCAGGCAGCAGCUCCCCGCCACGCCGGGCAGCAGCUCCCCCGCCACGCCAGGCAGCAGCUCCCCGCCACGCCAGGCAGCAGCUCCCCGCCACGCCAGGCAGCAGCUCCCCGCCACGCCAGGCAGCAGCUCCCCGCCACGCCAGGCAGCAGCUCCCCCGCCACGCCAGGCAGCAGCUCCCCGCCACGCCAGGCAGCAGCUCCCCGCCACGCCAGGCAGCAGCUCCCCGUUACGCCAGGCAGCAGCUCCCCGCCACGCCAGGCAGCAGCUCCCCGCCACGCCAGGCAGCAGCUCCCCGCCACGCCUGGCAGCAGCUCCCCGUUACGCCAGGCAGCAGCUCCCCGCCACGCCAGGCAGCAGCUCCCCGCCACGCCAGGCAGCAGCUCCCCGCCACGCCAGGCAGCAGCUCCCCGCCACGCCAGGCAGCAGCUCCCCGCCACGCCAGGCAGCAGCUCUCCGCCACGCCUGGCAGCAGCUCUCCGCCACGCCUAGCAGCAGCUCCCCGCCACGCCAGGCAGCAGCUCCCCGCCACGCCUGGCAGCAGCUCCCCGCCACGCCAGGCAGCAGCUCCCCGCCACGCCAGGCAGCAGCUCUCCGCCACGCCAGGCAGCAGCUCCCCGCCACGCCAGGCAGCAGCUCCCCGCCACGCCAGGCAGCAGCUCCCCGCCACGCCAGGCAGCAGCUCUCCGCCACGCCUGGCAGCAGCUCUCCGCCACGCCUGGCAGCAGCUCCCCGCCACGCCAGGCAGCAGCUCCCCGCCACGCCUGGCAGCAGCUCCCCGCCACGCCAGGCAGCAGCUCCCCGCCACGCCUGGCAGCAGCUCCCCGCCACGCCAGGCAGCAGCUCCCCGCCACGCCUGGCAACAGCUCCCCGCCACCCCUGACAGCAGCUCCCCGCCACGCCUGGCAGCAGCUCCCCGCCACGCCUGGCAGCAGCUCCCCGCUACGCCUGACAGCAGCUCCCCGCCACGCCAGGCAGCAGCUCCCCGCCACGCCAGGCAGCAGCUCUCCGCCACGCCUGGCAGCAGCUCCCCGCCACGCCAGGCAGCAGCUCCCCGCCACGCCUGGCAGCAGCUCCCCGCCACGCCUGGCAGCAGCUCCCCGCCACGCCAGGCAGCAGCUCCCCGCCACGCCUGGCAGCAGCUCCCCGCCACGCCUGGCAGCAGCUCCCCACCACGCCUGGCAGCAGCUCCCCACCACGCCUGGCAGCAGCUCCCCGCCACGCCUGGCAGCAGCUCCCCGCCACGCCUGGCAGCAGCUCCCCGCCACGCCUGGCAGCAGCUCCCCGCCACGCCUGGCAGCAGCUCCCCGCCACGCCAGGCAGCAGCUCCCCGCCACGCCUGA